AUGCUGCGCAAAAACUACCCUGCGAAAUUGAACAACUACAAAGACAUGAUCAAUUUAAAGGAGCAGGAUGUGAUUCAUUUACGUCAGUUACCUCAACACUCAGCAUUAAUUAAUGACCUUUGUCUAAAUUCACCACUUUUACAAAUCCAAUCAAGCUCGCACACUGCAAUGUCUUCUCUCAGACGCCGUGAUCCUUGGUCCAUUCCUUUAAGAAAAAUGUCUGUAAAUCUAAUACAAACGUACAAGCACAUAAACGAGGUGUACUAUCGUAAGAAGCGACGACUUCGCGAACAACAACGUCAAACAAAUGAAACUUCUGCUACAGUUCCUGAAGUACCUUACCUUCAAAAAGUUCGCUCACCUGAACAUGAUCUAUUGCUUGGUGAUCACCUGGAUUCAUUUUGGAGGAUGUCGGAUAGUAGUGAAGCGUGUAUCAAAACACAACCAAUGUAUGACCAUGGCACUUUGGGUGGUAUUACUAGGACCACAGAACACCAAUCAUUCCCUUCAGGUGUUUCAGUUCAACAUAGUUCUACAACAUCUAACAAUGCUAUGAACGUGCCUACAAAUUACAGUGUAGGUUCAACUGUUCAGUUACAAAUGUUUCCAUGCAACAAUUCUGUUGUGUCUUCCAAAAGCUCGCCUCACCCUCGACAUCGGACCGUACCGAAUGUACUUCGAGUGAAUUCAGAUCAAAUAGUACAACCUUAUCUAUAUGAUUCAACCACGUUAAAUGGAGUAACAAAUCGUUUUUCUACACUAGAUAUUUCUGAGUCUAUCUAUGACACCGGUAAUUCACAAUUAGACUCAAGAUUCAUGCCUGUUACCCUCAAUAAUGUUUGGCUACCAACAAGCAGUUCCAGUACACUUGCAACACAUAUUUCUAGACCACUCCUACUUGAAAGUGGUAAGUCGGUAGUUCGUGACCAAAGAGAUCCACGUGGUUCCAAUAACCAGAGAGAUACUGAGCCACAUUCCACACAUUUGCAACACAUAUUCCCAUAUCAAUCUUUUCUGCCGUCAAAGACGGACUUUCCCACUUAUAUGGAGCAAAGUCCAUUGUCUCUAGACAACAACAUUCGUUCAAAAAACUCAUCUCAAAUCCCUCUGUGUCUUUUGUCAACAGGAGAGGCUAGGAAUACCAGCAUCACUACCACCGAAGGAUUUUAUCAGAAUCAAUUCAAUUUAGAUAUUACGAAACCAAUCAAUCCACAUCAUUCAAUUUCUUUCCCGUCAAAUAAUUUGGUGUCAGCUUCUGUAACUUCACCGUCACAUAUGUCUGGUUUUCGUCAACGUUUCGACCUCACGUCACAAAGUCAAGAUGCUUUAGCAAAUACAAGAACAUCACCACAUGAUAACAUCCUUGGGGUUACUAGCACUAGUCCUGCCAGCCCGCUUUUGCCAUCCAUUUUUUCCGGUCACGUGUCUAAUCCAGCUUUAAUUACAUCUUUAAGCACAUGCGUUGCACGACCUCAUGAAGGCAAUGUAAAUCAACUGUAUCCACUUGGUUUGUCUACUAAUGAAGUGUUACACUCUUCCUAUGCACAAAAUGCUCUGUCAAAAUCCACAAAUGUUACAUAUGUAAAUCAACCUAUGUUUUUCAACUCGGCACUGUCAAAUCAGUUUGUUCACCGUUCUGGUAUAAAUCAAAUAGGGACUAAGGUGGUGAUCACAAACUCAGACAUUCCUGGGACAUCAACAACAGUCUUAUCAGCAGCUAGUGUAACAGUGCAACAAUCAUCUGGAUAUCCGGUUCAAGCAAAAUUAGUAUAG
Schistosoma mattheei is the source of this 1773-nucleotide messenger RNA. NCBI's taxonomy places the organism in Eukaryota, Metazoa, Platyhelminthes, Trematoda, Strigeidida, Schistosomatidae. The record is from the annotation of a GenBank genome assembly.